AUAUCAAGGCUCUGACUGCUAUUAAAACAGACAGAAUUAGUUUUUUCCCCCCUCAUACUGCGCUCAAACGCGGGACCAUGCUUUCUGCAGGCCUCCUCCUUGCCGUCGGUGUAAGCCUACUAAGAGUCCAAGCAAUCCAGGCGUCUCUGGACUUCACGGAUUCUGAUAAUGGACAAAAUCUCACAAGUCUCCUGGAACUUUUUUCUGAAGUGACCAGAUCGCUGCUUUCUCAUCUAACGUCAUGCGCCAAACGGGAUCCUUGUCAUCCAAAUCCGUGUUUUAACGGGGGCCGCUGCAACGUCCAAUCUGACACCUUUAUGUGUUCAUGUCGUGAGCCUUACAUGGGCAGGAGGUGUAAAGAAGUAAAAGAUAUUUGCCAGGGUGUGAAUUGUUAUAACGGUGACUGCGUAUUCGGCUUGAAGCGACCUCCAUUUUACGAGUGCGAGUGCACAUUCCCCUUCCGAGGACCCACCUGCCUCUUACGGCCAGUUUCUCUCUGUCGUCCAAAUCCUUGUCAGCACGGAGGUGACUGUACAGCGAGCAAUGACCGAGUUCAGUGCGACUGUCUCGCCGGGUACACGGGAAAAUACUGCCAAAUAGCCCCCACUGACUGCUAUGUGGGCAAUGGCAAGUUGUACAGCGGUGUGGUCAGUACAACAGAAAGAGGUGAGGAAUGUCUCAACUGGCAUUCCUUCUCCGUUCUGGAUCAUAACAGACAGAGCCCUUUCGACACGUACCACCACUUCCGCGACUUGGGAUACGACAACUACUGCAGGAAUCCAGAUGAGGAGAGAAAGCCGUGGUGUUUUGUUAAAAGGGGGAAAAAGGUGGAGUGGGACUACUGCAACGUCAAGCCAUGCCACGCAGGAGUCCUACACCUUGCUCCACGGUCCGGAAGCAUGUUCUCCGAGUGCGGUAUUGCCCACCCGCUUCCCGUUUCGAGGAUUUACGGGGGCGGCAAGGCGUACCCGGCCUCCCACCCGUGGCAGGCGUCCGUGCAGGUACGAGACAAAGGUUCGCAAGAGGAAUUCCACCACCAUUGCGGCGGUAGCCUGGUCAGCUCCUGCUGGGUCGUCACGGCUGCCCACUGCAUUAACCCCAAAUAUGAAUACCAGGUGAUGCUGGGUGGUGUUAAAAUAGACCGUGUGGAGGCCUCGGACCAGAUCAUCCCAGUGGUCGACAUCAUUCGCUAUACCAACCUCUUGGAUGUCCGUUUUUCUUCUGACAUUGCUCUGCUCCAACUUCAAGUCACACACAGUCCUUACUGUGCCAUGGAAACACAAUUUGUCCAAACUAUAUGUCUACCCGAUCAGAACUUCCCUGCCGGAAAGGAAUGCGUGAUCUCGGGAUGGGGAGAAACCGAAAGGAGCUGGAAAAGCAACCACCUGCUGGACGCCCAUGUCUUCCUCAUCUCCAAGCAGAAAUGCAAAGAGCCUCAUGUGUUUGGAAACUUACUGGACGACAGCAUGCUGUGUGCAGGCCUCAUGGAAGGGGGAGUGGACAGCUGUGCGGGGGACUCUGGCGGCCCUCUGGCGUGCAAGGACAACGGGAAAAACCUCCUGACUGGAAUAGUGAGUUGGGGAAAGGGCUGCGCACAGACCAAUAAGCCCGGCGUCUACGUCGAUGUCUACAAGUUUGUCGACUGGAUUCGAGGCACGAUCACCGGAACCUUGGCGAGGCGAACCGUGAUACAAUAAGCAUCCAACUUUAUUUUACCCCAAUGAAUAAUUAGCAAUAUUUAGCUAUAAACGCUGUAAAGCCUGAACCAUUAAACAAUUGAGAGAAAAUUGUAAUUAUUUGUAAAUGGGGCCUUUAUUGGUCCUGAACAACAACAACAAAAAAUCUGUUACCUUAUACAAAUAUAAAUACCUUGACUUACGAGCCAAGUUUUUGUUUUUCUGUAUUGAAAACAUAACAUAAAAAUUGUGGUGGUUGUUUGGCGGCUGGAACAGAUUAAUGGCAUUUCAAAUCAUUUCAAUAAGGAAAAUUACGUGAUAUAUUGUCAGUGUAUGUAAAUUGAGUUACGAGCUUGGUCAGAAAAUUAAACAUUGAAGUCAAGGUACCACUGUAGGAGCUUCAAUUUGUUACAUAUAUAAAUUGAUAAAUUGCUGACGUCUGACGUGUGUGAUGGGCCAAAACAAGCAGUUUUUGCUUUUGCCCAAUCCAUUUUGGUUGUUGAAAGGGACCCUUGUAUUGCGUUGUAUUGUUUGAUAACGCUGUGCAACAACCAAAUAAAAUGAUUAAUCAUUCAUACAUGUGUUUGAAUGAAUAGUGUGUCAUAUUUUAACAGUUCUUCAUGUGGUGAAUAAAUUACUGCCCCUCACUGGA
Phyllopteryx taeniolatus (common seadragon) is the source of this 2328-nucleotide messenger RNA. RefSeq names its product hyaluronan binding protein 2 (gene habp2). Gene Ontology annotation, biological process: proteolysis. The record is from RefSeq and is a predicted model, not a curated record. Gene Ontology annotation, molecular function: calcium ion binding; serine-type endopeptidase activity. Bases 78 to 1697 code for a protein of 539 amino acids. Lineage: Eukaryota; Metazoa; Chordata; Actinopteri; Syngnathiformes; Syngnathidae. The transcript is spliced from 13 exons.